AUGGAGCCUACCAGCUGGCAGGUAGUGCUCGGCUCGGUUUUUGUCCUUGCAUACAUAUUUUUGAUUAUACAGAGAGAUCUAGUCAUACGAAGAGUGCAGUACACAGUUCCCCGAGUUCCGUAUGAACGAUGCGACGGUUCUAAGACCGUAGAAUUCUUCAAAUUCAGCAAGGAUAUUGCAGAAAAUCUGCCCGCUGAGUUCAUCUCCAAAGUAAAAGAACGCUUCGCAGCACGUCUUGCCUUGUUGAAAAAAGAAUGCUUCCACAAAAAGCAAGAGCCAAUUUUUCCCACGUUCGCAGAGUUCAACAGAAAAUUCCCAAAGUGGUACGAAUUUCGCGGCGCCCGAUUUACUGACGCGAUUUCGCGGGAUCCGGCAGUAUUCGGAUGCGCCGCGCUCAAGUCAGCGAGUGGUGUUUUACGAACCGUGGUGAUGAAUUGGGCUGGCGAAGAGUUUCACUCGCAAACGUACUUAGAUCACCUAAGAACAUUUACAAACGAAGAUCUUUCUUCAAUCCUCUCUUCCGAAAAUGCUCUCCGAAUUCUGUUCGUUCGGAAUCCGAUGAGUCGGUUUUGCACCGCUUGGGGUCAGAAAUUCAAAGUCGGGGGCGAGUAUCAACUGCACCGGGAAGAGUGGCUCAAGAAUUGGCCAUAUUUGGAGCGCUACGAAAAAGAGAAUACUGCCAAUGUGAUCGGUUUUGACGACUUUGUGGAUUUUUUCAAAACUCGACUCCUGGCUCUUUCAACUCUCAUUGGAAUACCAUCCAAGACUCGUGCGACAUUUGCCGAUUCCCGUACCAGUAUAUCGUCAAAGAAGAAACUCUCGACGCUGAUCUUUUAG
This is a messenger RNA of Oikopleura dioica, 837 nucleotides long. NCBI's taxonomy places the organism in Eukaryota, Metazoa, Chordata, Appendicularia, Copelata, Oikopleuridae. The record is from the annotation of a GenBank genome assembly.